AUGUUAACCCAACACGAAAUGUUUUAUUCCCGUUUUAUACAACAAUGGGUAAAGCUUGGACUUUUUUGUUACACGCUCAAAAAAGCUGGUGUUAAUGGCUUUUCCUUUGACACACUUGCCCACUCAGGCGCUCGGUCUCUUCAGAGCCAAGCCGCCGCAUUGGACUUCGCGGUUGCGAAUGGCCAACGUAGCAGCGUCCAUUUGACGGACGUGGCUUUGCAGAAACUAAGUGCAAUAGAAUAUAAGAAGGGCAUUCGUAAGUGCUGUGUCAACAAUUUUGCAUUAGCAUGCCAACUGGGUAAAAAUUGA
Molecule: messenger RNA, 309 nt
Organism: Trypanosoma grayi
Lineage: Eukaryota; Euglenozoa; Kinetoplastea; Trypanosomatida; Trypanosomatidae
Exons: 1
Coding region: 1-309 (102 amino acids)
Source: RefSeq, a predicted model, not a curated record